This is a messenger RNA of Lathyrus sativus (Indian pea), 885 nucleotides long. The record is from the annotation of a GenBank genome assembly. NCBI's taxonomy places the organism in Eukaryota, Viridiplantae, Streptophyta, Magnoliopsida, Fabales, Fabaceae.
AUGCGCGAGAUUAAGGACAAGGUUCUACGCAAAACACUUGUUAACAUGGGUUACACAUUGACGGAGGCUUCAUUUAAUUAUUAUCACGGAGAAAUCAGAAGAUCCAACACUGAGGCUUUAAAUUGGAUAGACAAUAUUCCUAGGGAGAAGUGGGCUAGAGCAUUUGACAGAGGGCAAUAUUGGGGACAUAUGACAUCUAACUUAGCAGAAGCAAUAAACUCUGUACUAAAGGCCACGAGAAACCUUCCCAUCAUUGCAUUGGUCCUACCUACGUAUUAUCGAAUGGGUUCACUAUUUGGUAAACGAGGACACAAAUGGACCAAGAUGCUAUCUUCAGGGAAAGUUUUCACAGAUGGUUGUAACAAGGGAAUGGCUGAGGAGGUAGCCAAGGCUAACACACACAACGUCAUGCAAUUUGAUCGGGAAAGAUUCUGUUUCAUGGUGCAGGAAAAGAUUAAUUACAACGAUGGUCGUCCAACGGGUACUUUCAGCGUUGACUUGAGGAAUCGUAAGUGUGACUGUGGAAAAUUUCAAACAUUUCACUUGCCUUGCUCCCACGUGAUAGCGGCAUGUUCUAGCAUACGACAAUACUAUGCAAUUCACAUUCCCGAGGUCUUCACAGUACUUAACGUAUUUAAGGUUUACAAGGAAAGCUUCCUGGGACUACCACACGAGGAGAACUGGCCAAAAUAUGAAGGUUUCACUCUGUGCCACGACGAUUCAAUGAGAAGAAAUAAAAAGAGGCGUCCAAGAAGUAGUAGAAUUAGAACUGAGAUGGAUGACGCAGAAAAAGAGAAGAGACGGUGUGGGAUUUGCAGAGAAAUAGGUCAUAUGCGUAGUAAAUGUCCCAAUGUUGCCGGUCCGUCAAACCGACCGAAUAGAUAA